This is a messenger RNA of Pleurotus ostreatus (oyster mushroom), 996 nucleotides long. RefSeq lists its product as uncharacterized. Lineage: Eukaryota; Fungi; Basidiomycota; Agaricomycetes; Agaricales; Pleurotaceae. The transcript is spliced from 8 exons. Bases 1 to 996 code for a protein of 331 amino acids. The record is from RefSeq and is a predicted model, not a curated record.
AUGCUCAAGCUCUUUGUUUUCCUUGCACUUAUAUGUAGCAGCAUCGCGUCGGCUUCUCACACUCAUUCCAGCCGUAGUUUGAGUUUCAGCAGCAUGCUCAUUCAGCGUCAACCUCAAUCGAGCGCGCACAAGCAUAUUAUUGGAAGAGGACUGCUCAAGCAAAGGCGCCCUGUACCGGAGAGUUGGACCAACGCCAAGCGACUAACGGCUGGCUUGCCUUUGAAGCCGCCUGUUAGACGCGGGAACGCUGUACGAAGCUUGUCACCGGUUCCUAGCCCGUCGGCGUCACCUAGACCGCCCCCGCUUUCGACACCAUCUGGCUCCCACUCCGAAACCCCUUCAUUGUCGGGAUCGUCAGCCCCAUCAGUCACACCUCCAACACCCCCAGUCCUUUCCACGCGUGGUUCGUUUGGUUGCACCGAUGCCGAGACAGGCGAAUUCGUGGGGUACAUUUCCAAAGAUCUGAACGCGUUCGGCCAGUAUACUCGCACCACCGACUCCACGAAGCGUUUACUUCUAGAGAUCGACUUGGAUGCGGCGCGACUCGGACCCGUGGAUAUGAUGGCUAUCAACGGUGGCGAAAACAACUAUCCUUUCUUUGGAGGGGUGACUGGCUUUUCGAGCACAAACUCAAACCUUUCGCCGAGUUCAUCCAACUAUGCCAACUUGUGUGGGACCAGCCAAACCAAUCCAGGAUCGCCGGCACAGAUCUGGCCAAAUACUUUCUCAGAAUAUUCUGGAGGUGCCGCUACUGUGGAAAGCGCGAUUGCGAGUUUUUGGCGAUACGAUAGCGUAUCAGGCGUCUACCCACAAUGGGUCAACCUGGAUGGAUCAAAGCCAGCGCUUCAUCUUGUAUACGUUCCGAACGCUGAUAUGUUCUCGCUGACUGGCAGUGUCGAGGCCUUCAGGGCGAGCUUUGGAUCCGUUACUCAAUGCUCGCUCUCGUUCGUGCCUACCGCCGCCUCAGUGCCAAUACCCACUACCAGCGUCUACUAA